Messenger RNA from Ilex paraguariensis (yerba mate), 2337 nucleotides. The record is from the annotation of a GenBank genome assembly. Lineage: Eukaryota; Viridiplantae; Streptophyta; Magnoliopsida; Aquifoliales; Aquifoliaceae.
AUGGUGGAAGUAAGUGAAACCGAUCUGAUCAACCAGGUUCCGGUUAUAUGUGGACGAACACACCGUAGUCAUCCCUUUGGCAUUUUCUAUGGAGAUAAUCCUCUAGAUUACUCUUUUCCGUUGGUGUUACUAGAGAUUUCGACUGUUGUCAUGAUCACCCGUAUCGUUCGUCAUCUUUUGAAACCUCUCAAACAGCCUAGAGUUGUCUCAGAGAUCAUUGGUGGUAUUAUAAUUGGCCCCUCCAUCUUAGGCAGCAACAAGAAGUUUUCGACAUAUGUUUUCCCAGAAAACACCGAGUACGUGUUGAAAAACGUUGGAGUGUUGGGUCUGAUGUAUUUCAUGUUCUUGUCGGGUGUAAAAAUGGAUCUCACCACCAUCAAAAAAACAGGAAAAAAAGAAUGGUACAUAGCACUAUUGGGUGUGGUCGUUCCUUUAAUGACAGCUUCAUCGAUUGCACUUGUUUAUCGGAAAUCUUUUCACAAAGAACUAGCCAAAAGUUCUUCGAUUUGGGGAGUUUCGACCACUUUGUCCAUAACAGCAUUUCCAGUUCUCUAUACCAUAAUUCGAGAGCUCAAUCUGUUAAACUCUGAGAUAGGACGGAUGGCCCUGUCGACCGCGGUAAUCAGUGAUGUGAUAGGAAUUAACGGUAUUAUCGUAUUUGAGGCAGCCAAGCAAGGGGAAGUAAAGACUACUGCUGCUUUGUGGUAUAUGAUUUCCUUUGUGGUGGUAAUGACUUCCAUUUUUGGUGGCAUUCGACAAUCCAUGAUUUGGAUUGUCCGAACUACGCCCGAAGGUAAACCAGUGGAACAGAUUUAUAUAAUCGCCAUAUUGUUAGGUGUGGUGGUGGUGGGGUUUGUGACUGAUAUGUGUGGUCUAGCCAUUGCUAAUGGGCCACUGUGGCUAGGGCUGGCUGUACCAGAUGGGCCUCCAUUGGGAGCAACCCUUGUGGAGAGGAGUGAGACGAUUAUAAUGGAGCUUCUGAUGCCAUUUUCGUUUAGCUACGUGGGUUUGUACACGGAUGUGUUCUCCAUGACUGGCCUCUGGUCGAGCUUGAAGCCUCUGUUUUUCAUGGCGUUGGCUGGGCAACUAACAAAGAUUGUUGUAAUUGUAGUUGUCUCUCAUUUCUUCGACAUGCCACUCAGUGAUGCUGUCGCUUUUAGUCUCAUAAUGAGCGUAAGAGGUCAAGUGGAGCUUUUGAUGAUAACGAAGCCAUACUUUACAAUGAUGGUGCUAUUGACAACAGCGAUGACCGCAGUAGCUACGCCGUUUAUCUGCAUCCUCUAUGACCCGACGAGGCCAUACAUGGUUAACACGAAAAGAAGUAUCCAACACAGCCCUUCCAACAGAGAAAUCCACAUAGUAGCCUGCAUUCAUGAUCAAGAAAGUGUGGCGGGUUUCAUCAAUCUUCUCGAAAUCUCGAACCCAACACUGAGCAGCCCCAUCUGCGUCCACGUUCUUCGCCUCAUCGAGCUUGUUGGCCGCGCCACCCCUUUGUUCAUUGACCAUGAGAAUCAGGACCAAGCCUCUGAGCAAACAAGUUUCAACUCAAUUCACAAUGCCUUGAAGCAUUUUCAAGAAUACAGAGGCGAAUAUGUGAAGAUCCAUUCGUUUACAUCGGUUUCGCCGAAGAAAAGUAUGUACCAAGACAUUUGCGAGCUCGCUCUUGCGAAAAAGGCGUCCCUUGUUAUCCUACCUUUAUUUAAGGAAAUCGGUCGAACAGAUAUGCGUGAAGGAGUUCAGUUCGUAAACUUAGACGUCUUGGCUCAUGCACCUUGCUCCGUCGGCCUUCUCGUUGACAAAGGCCCUCUUCGAAACCAGCCGAUGAACUCUUACAGAAGGGCCUCAAAACACCAUAUUGCUGUGCUUUUCAUGGGCGGAGCUGAUUCUCGAGAAGCCCUUGUUUACGCAGAUAGAAUGGCCGGAAGCCCAGAUGUGUUCCUCACUGUUUUACGGUUUCUUUCACACAACAAUCUGAGAGAUGUGGGGAUGGAGAAGAAGCUUGAUGAUGGGUUAGUGACAUGGUUUUGGAUGAAAAAUGAGGGGAACAACCAAGUGAUUUACAGAGAAAUAACAGUGAAGAAUGGGGAAGAAACUGUUGCUGCGAUUCGGGCGAUGAAUAAUGAACACUACGAUCUUUGGAUUGUGGGAAGGAAUCGUGGGAUAAACCAGGCGCUAAUCCUAGGAUUAUCGACUUGGAGUGAAAACAUUGAUGAGCUGGGUGUUAUGGGGGACUAUGUAGCCUCCAUGGAUUUCGAUAGUACAGCUUCUGUAUUAGUGGUGCAACAACAAGUUUUGAGAGGCCAAGAGAGGGCUUCAGGUGGUGUACUAGGAAGAUAA